Messenger RNA from Plasmodium knowlesi strain H, 1401 nucleotides. RefSeq names its product conserved Plasmodium membrane protein, unknown function. The record is from RefSeq and is a predicted model, not a curated record. NCBI's taxonomy places the organism in Eukaryota, Apicomplexa, Aconoidasida, Haemosporida, Plasmodiidae. The coding region runs from base 1 to 1401 and encodes 466 amino acids. The transcript has a single exon.
AUGUUCCACCAUUUCAGGGGGAGGAAUGCACUACAUAACUACCUAUCAAGAUGCGCCUGCGGGAAGUUCCCGCCUGGGGUUAUCCCCUACAGGAACCGCUGGCCCAAAGUAAGAAGCCUAACUGUGUUGGAAACUCUGAGAAGACCCCACAGUGGGUACAGUAGAAGGGGCGACCCAUCGCACACCACAAAGCAUAGAAGGGAUUGCAAAGGUGGCAAAGCAGAUUCCUUCAAAGAAAAACAUGAAAGGGACGGAUGGAGCGAACGCAGUGAAAAAAUAAACACAGAAAUGUCCCUUUACUAUCCAGAGAGUAACUCCUUCCCAUUUGUGACUACCGGCAUCUUGUUGGGCAUGGUGGGCAUUUCGUCCUUUUUUCAAUUUUUAAUUUACACCCUGAAAUUUUGUGAGGAUGAGUCAAGCAUCCUGCUAAAAGUAAACGAGUUCCUGGACCAUCUGGAUGCCUAUUUUAUAAUUCACGACUUUGAGGGGGGCCCAGGUGAAGGACACAGUACAAGAGGACGUGACGCCGUGAAGUCUGGCCUCUUCAGCAUCAAAUAUUUGACGUCUCCAUUUUUCGCCAAUGAAAAUAUCCUACAAUGCGCAGUUCAGCUAUCCACCUUCUUUUUGGCCUCGAGAUUUCUUGAAAAACAAUUUGGGUCCUUAAAAUUUGGCGCACUAUUCAUAAGCGCUUCCAUACUUUCUAACCUUCUAACACAUAACUUCUUAAAAUACCUUACGAACCAAGUGGAAUCAUUAAACUCCCUUAACUUUGUUCUUAUACACCCUUCUGGGUCCAUGGCUUUCAUUUGUGCCUUGUGCUCCAUUUGCUUCAAAAAUUGCGCCAUCUGGAAGGAUAUCCCAGUCCACUGCUCCAUUUUAGUCGUUCCUUAUCUUCUUUCUUCCUUCUACGGUCUAUUAUCUUUGUACAAAAUAGGAAAGAAUACUUUGGAAAAUACUCACGGGGAGGUUGCUCCCAGUGAGAGGAACUCCCUCCAAAGUGUAGAUGCUAAAGACCAUCCCUAUGAAGAUCCCCCACAUUUGGGUAUGCCCCACACAACAAGGAGCAGCCAUGCCAACGACAUAACUAACCCCCUCCACAGCAGUGACAAAGAACAACCAAAUGCCCCCCCCAGUAAUAAACACGUCCAAAAUGAAACCAUGGAAAUUUUAAGGAACUUCCUAAUCGUAAAGGCAUGUGAUGAAGUUAUUAAGAGGCGCAAAAAGGAAAAUAUGUUUCCAAACAAAAAGAUACAGAACCUCAAAAAUGAAUCGCUUAAAAAUAUCAACGAAAUUAAUAACAGGUCGAAGAAAAUAUUUUUUGGCUUGUCUUCUUCCUUUACUGACAUAUGUGGCAUCCUGCUUGCAUCAUGCGGGUCUUUCCUUUUUAAAAUGCUCAGGUAG